Molecule: messenger RNA, 1568 nt
Organism: Molossus molossus (Pallas's mastiff bat)
Lineage: Eukaryota; Metazoa; Chordata; Mammalia; Chiroptera; Molossidae
Gene: KRT23
Product: keratin 23
Exons: 8
Coding region: 42-1310 (422 amino acids)
Molecular function (GO): structural molecule activity
Source: RefSeq, a predicted model, not a curated record
GCAGAGCAGAGCCCAGCCCCGCCCCGCACACAGAUGGGACCAUGAACUCCAACCACAGCUUCAGCCAGAUCCCCUCCGGCUCCCUCCCUGGCACUGGGGGCGGCUGGGGCCGGCCUGGGGGCUUCCCCCGGGCUCCCAGCGUCCACGGGGGUGCAGGGGGCGUCCGCGUCUCCCUUUCCUUCACCUCGCCAAGCUGCCUGGCCCCUCGAGGGUUUUGGGGACCUGGAAGAGGCAGCUCCCUCCUAGGAGGAAAUGGGAAGGUGAUGAUGCAGAACCUCAAUGAGCGCCUGGCCUCCUACCUGGACAAGGUGCGCGCCCUGGAGGAGGCCAACGUGAGGCUCGAAAGCCGCAUCCUGAAGUGGCACCAGCAGAGGGACACUGGCAGUGAACAAGACCAUUCGCAGCACGAGGAGAACAUCAACAGCCUGCAGGAGCAGAUAGUGGAUGGCAAGCUGACCAAUGCUCGGGUCAUUCUUCUCAUUGACAAUGCCAGGAUGGCAGUGGAUGACUUCAACCUCAAGUAUGAAAAUGAACAUUCCUUCAAGAAAGACUUGGAAGUUGAAGUUGAAAGUCUCCGAAAGACCUUGGAUGACCUGACCAUUGUCACAACAGACCUGGAACAGGAGGUCGAGGGGUUGAGGAAAGAGCUCAUCCUCAUGAAGAAGCGCCAUGAGCAGGAAAUGGAGGAACAGCAUGUGCCAAAUGACUUCAAGGUCAAUGUGAAGGUGGAUACAACCCCAGGGGAAGAUCUGAUUAAGAUCCUGGAGGAUAUGAGGCAGGAAUACGAGUUAAUGAUAAAAAAGAAGCAUAGAGACUUGGAUGCUUGGUAUAGAGAGCAGUCAGCAGCCAUGGCCCGGGAGACAGCCAGCCCUACCGCUGUGCCGAGCAACCAAAGUAACGUCCACGAGCUGAAGCGCACGUUCCAGGCCCUGGAAAUUGACCUGCAGUCUCAGCACAACAGGAAAUCCGCUCUGGAAAACAUGCUGUCGGAGACCCGGUCUCGGCACUCCCGCCAGCUCCAGGACAUGCAGCAGCUCAUCUCCCACUACGAGGAGGAACUGCUGCAGCUGCGCCACGACCUGGAGUGGCAGAACCGCGAGUACAAGGUCCUUCUGGGCAUCAAAACCCACCUGGAGAAGGAGAUCUCCACCUACCGCCAGCUCCUGGAGGGAGAGAGCCCAGGGACAGCAGAGGAAUCUAAGCUGAGCGUGAAAGCGUCUGCAGCUCCAAAGAUCAUAGCCAUCACACAGGAGAGCGUCAAUGGAAGAGUAAUUUAUUCUCAAGUGAAUGAGAUCCAAAAGCAUGCGUGAGGCUAAUACACGCUUCUGCCUGUUGUAGAAACUAUUUUUCUGCCGGGGAAAGGCCUUCCUUGCCCAGACACAAAUGGGUGAGUCCUAAGAGGUAUCCUUAGGGUUAUCACACUCAGCAAUGUAUUUUUCUCUGUAACAAUGUCAUCAGACAUUCCACAAUGAUCUUAAUCUACUGCUGUAUUUUUGCAUCAGAGUAUGAAUUCAUGAGCUUAAAGCUCUACUUUCUUUGUAUCUGUUUUGUAACCAAUAAACCUCCAU